This is a messenger RNA of Lagenorhynchus albirostris (white-beaked dolphin), 1551 nucleotides long. Lineage: Eukaryota; Metazoa; Chordata; Mammalia; Artiodactyla; Delphinidae. The record is from the annotation of a RefSeq genome assembly.
AUGUUCAUAAACCGAUGACUAUUCUCUACCAAUCACAAAGACAUUGGUACCUUGUAUUUACUAUUUGGCGCCUGGGCAGGAAUAGUGGGCACUGGCCUAAGCUUGUUGAUUCGUGCUGAAUUAGGUCAACCUGGUACACUUAUCGGAGACGACCAACUUUACAAUGUUCUAGUAACAGCUCACGCCUUCGUAAUAAUUUUCUUUAUAGUUAUACCUAUUAUAAUUGGAGGCUUUGGAAACUGACUCGUUCCCUUAAUAAUUGGAGCCCCCGACAUAGCAUUUCCCCGUUUAAACAAUAUAAGCUUCUGACUACUUCCUCCUUCCUUUCUACUACUGAUAGCAUCCUCGAUAAUUGAAGCCGGCGCAGGUACAGGCUGAACUGUAUAUCCUCCUCUAGCCGGAAAUCUAGCACAUGCAGGAGCCUCAGUAGACCUUACUAUUUUCUCUCUACAUUUAGCCGGUGUAUCUUCAAUCCUUGGAGCUAUUAACUUCAUCACAACUAUUAUUAAUAUAAAACCACCCGCUAUAACCCAAUACCAAACACCUCUCUUCGUCUGAUCAGUCUUAGUUACAGCAAUCUUACUUCUACUAUCAUUACCUGUUUUAGCAGCCGGAAUUACUAUACUACUAACUGAUCGAAACCUAAACACAACUUUUUUCGACCCGGCAGGCGGAGGAGACCCAAUCUUAUAUCAACACUUAUUCUGAUUUUUUGGUCAUCCAGAAGUAUAUAUUCUAAUUUUACCUGGCUUUGGAAUAAUCUCACAUAUUGUUACUUAUUAUUCGGGGAAAAAAGAACCUUUUGGGUACAUGGGAAUAGUAUGAGCUAUAGUUUCUAUUGGCUUCCUGGGUUUCAUUGUAUGAGCUCACCAUAUGUUUACAGUUGGAAUAGACGUAGACACACGAGCAUAUUUUACAUCAGCUACCAUGAUUAUUGCAAUCCCUACAGGAGUAAAAGUUUUCAGUUGACUAGCAACACUCCACGGAGGAAAUAUUAAAUGAUCUCCUGCCCUAAUAUGAGCUCUAGGCUUUAUUUUCUUAUUCACAGUAGGAGGUUUAACCGGUAUUAUCCUAGCUAACUCAUCCCUAGAUAUUAUUCUCCACGAUACCUAUUAUGUGGUUGCCCAUUUCCACUAUGUACUUUCAAUAGGAGCUGUCUUCGCCAUCAUAGGAGGCUUCGUCCACUGAUUUCCACUAUUUUCAGGGUAUACACUAAACCCAACAUGAACAAAAAUCCAAUUCAUAAUUAUAUUUGUAGGUGUAAACAUGACAUUCUUCCCACAACACUUCCUAGGUCUAUCUGGAAUACCUCGCCGAUACUCCGACUAUCCAGAUGCUUACACAACAUGAAAUACCAUCUCAUCAAUAGGCUCAUUUAUCUCACUAACAGCAGUCAUACUAAUAAUUUUCAUUAUCUGAGAAGCAUUCGCAUCUAAACGAGAAGUACUAGCAGUAGACCUCACCUCCACAAAUCUUGAGUGGCUAAACGGAUGUCCUCCACCAUACCACACAUUUGAAGAACCAGUAUACGUCAACCUAAAGUAUUCAAGA